This is a messenger RNA of Cynoglossus semilaevis (tongue sole), 3032 nucleotides long. It is a transcript of the gene gpsm2, whose product is annotated as G protein signaling modulator 2. Gene Ontology annotation, molecular function: GDP-dissociation inhibitor activity; G-protein alpha-subunit binding. The record is from RefSeq and is a predicted model, not a curated record. Gene Ontology annotation, biological process: establishment of mitotic spindle orientation. NCBI's taxonomy places the organism in Eukaryota, Metazoa, Chordata, Actinopteri, Pleuronectiformes, Cynoglossidae. Gene Ontology annotation, cellular component: cell cortex. The transcript is spliced from 15 exons. The coding region runs from base 526 to 2493 and encodes 655 amino acids.
AACACCGAUUGGCUAAGGCAGACACACGGUUUAACAUCUUUUCCACUACUAAAAAAGUUAAGUUAUCUAAAACUUUAGGGAUAAUGUAGUGCUUCACUGGAUAUCAAUCGUUUUUUUUCUGUAAAAUACAGACUCCUUUUUUUACGUUUUGUACGUCCCCAUGUUUCUUUUUCUUUUGAGAAAGUCGGGAAUAAAGAGAACACGUCUCCAUUGUUCGAACUGGAUCCACUAACACUUCCCAGAUUUCCUGUUCCUGUGUGGAAGAGUUACCGAGGGCCGCUGAAGAGGGAUUGUUGAGCUGUGACGCUGAAACACAGCCCUGUGUGUGGACUGAUGAUCAGCACUCGGAAGCUCACGUUCCCUGUCAACCUUCCGUAGAGGGACAGUCACACUUCUUGUGACUUUUUAUGGGGAUAUUCUUUUAUUUCUUUACUGAAGAGUUUUACCAAAGAUUAGUUUCCUUUUCUUUCGGCACAUGUUUUGAACACAACCAUUUUUGGAAAACACAUUGAGGAAUUCUCCCUCAUGUUAUGCACAUCUAUGGAUACCAGUGGCUCAUUGGUUAGCGCACGAUCUGAGGAGCAGUCUCUUCAUGUCCGCUACAGGAUGGAGGUGUCUUGCCUGGAGUUAGCGCUGGAGGGCGAGCGGCUCUGUAAGGCCGGUGACUACAGAGCAGGGGUCUCCUUCUUCGAAGCUGCUAUCCAGGUAGGCACAGAGGAUCUCCAGGUGCUCAGCGCCAUCUACAGCCAGCUAGGAAAUGCCUACUUCCACCUGCAUGACUACAGCAAGGCCCUGGAAUUCCAUCGGCAUGAUCUCACCCUCACCAGAACGAUAGGUGACCUGCUGGGUGAAGCCAAAGCCAGUGGAAACCUUGGCAACACGUUGAAGGUGUUGGGUCGGUUUGACGAGGCCAUGGUUUGCUGUCAGAGACACUUGGACAUUGCCAGGGACACUAACGACAAGGUGGGUCAGGCACGGGCUCUGUAUAACUUUGGUAACGUGUAUCAUGCUAAAGGGAAGAGUAUCUGCUGGAGUGGAGCUGAGCCGGGAGAUUUCCCAGAGGAGGUCAUGACGGCACUGAGGCAGGCCGCGGAGUACUACGAGGCAAAUUUGUCGAUAGUGCAGGAUCUCAGAGACAGAGCUGCACAGGGUCGGACGUACGGGAACCUCGGCAACACCCAUUACCUGUUAGGAAACUUUCGCAAAGCAGUGGCUUCACAUGAGCAGCGCCUUCUCAUAGCAAAGGAGUUUGGUGACCGCUCUGCAGAGAGAAGGGCUUACUGCAACCUAGGGAACGCUUAUAUUUUCUUGGGGGAUUACGAAGUGGCGGCUGAGAAUUACAAGAGGACGCUGCAGCUGGCCCGGCAGCUGAAGGAUCGAGCGGUUGAGGCUCAGGCUUGUUACAGUUUGGGAAACACCUACACACUGCUGCAGGACUAUGAGAGAGCCAUCGACUAUCAUCUCAAACACCUCAUCAUAGCCCAGGACCUCAACGACAGGAUCGGGGAAGGCCGUGCAUGUUGGAGUCUGGGGAACGCUCACACGGCACUGGGGAACCACGACCAGGCCAUGCACUUUGCUGAGAAACAUCUUGAGAUCUGCAAAGAGACUGGAGACAGGAGUGGAGAGCUGACGGCCCGUAUGAACGUGUCGGACCUCCAGAUGGUCCUGGGUCUGAGCUACAGCACGAACAGCUCCACCCUCACAGAGAACAAGGACAUAGACUACAACCAGCACGGAGCCCGGCCAAGGAUGAACAGGAGGCACAGCAUGGAGAACCUGGAACUGAUGAAACUGACUCCAGACAAGAUAAAUGGUCAGAAUUGGAAUAUUGGUGUUCCGACCAAACAGUCCAAACCAUCCUUGGCCAAGACCAGCUCCAAGCUCUUCUUUGUCAAUCGUCUUCGGGGGAAGAAGUUCAAGACGGGGGGCUCCAGUAAAGUUCUCCAGGAUACCAGUAACACCCUGGAUGUCAGUCAGAUAUCAGAGCAGGGACCACAGAAGCGAGUCACUCCUGACGUGCUGGGAGACGAGGGCUUCUUUGACCUCUUGAGUCGUUUCCAAAGCAACCGUAUGGACGACCAGCGCUGCUCCAUACAGGACAAAGGCAGCAGGCUGUCGCUAAAUGGCAGCCCCGAGAGGCCUCCAAAAGCUGACAUGUCAGGUCGGCGGAUAGAGGGAUCACAAGGAUCAGGAGGAAACCUGCCCGGCCUCAGACUUCAUCAAAAUGGCAACCGUGCCGUCCUCAACCACCUGAUGUCCAACGCUGAGCCUGACGACAACUUCUUUGACAUGUUGGUCAAGUGCCAGGGCUCCCGUCUCGAUGACCAGCGCUGUGCCCCUCCCCCUCCUCCAGCCCGAGGACCGACUGUACCGGACGAGGACUUCUUCAGCCUCAUCAUGCGCUCACAAGCCAAACGAAUGGACGAGCAGCGAGUCACACUGCCCUCUGCAGCCAGCGCCAGGUCAGGGCCAACACCAACCCCUAACUGAGAUGACAACAGUGUGAUGGACAUUUUCCAUCUCCAGUGUUUCUCGCAAUGCUGUGGACUGCAAUAAAAAACAAAAAAAGAGCAGCAUUGGACGUGGUGAGUGUACAAUUUGUGAGAUAACAAAAACGAGGACAUUCGCAGUAUUUCCGUGACACUAACAACUUUCAGAUAAAUCAGGGACAAAUGCUUUUUUCCUUUUUUGUGUGUUUUUGUGCACUGGCAUAUUUCAUUAUUAUUUGUAUUUCUCAAAACACAGCUACCAUUAUGUUUGUGUUCUGUUGUGCUGUUUAUGACUGCCGUCCUAAUACUAUAAGGAAAUGUGGUUUCAUGUAGAUAUAUCACUAAAGACUCAGCACUUAACGUUUUACUGUGUAUUUUAUUUGAAUGUAACUUUUUUGAUGAAACUGUGUAAGACCUCACACAGAAAAUAACAAGAAUUAUUAUAAGCUGUUUGAUAAAACAAUGAAUUUAACCCGUGUACAGCUACUACUGUCUUUUGUACAUUUGAGUGAGGACAGAUAAAUAAACCUCAUUCCUAUA